Messenger RNA from Salmo salar (Atlantic salmon), 555 nucleotides. NCBI's taxonomy places the organism in Eukaryota, Metazoa, Chordata, Actinopteri, Salmoniformes, Salmonidae. The record is from RefSeq and is a predicted model, not a curated record.
AUCAUAACAAGUGGGAAAAUACUACUUUUAAACUGGAUAUGUAUCUUAUGGAUGCAGUUUUUGUAGUGAAAGAGGAGGAUGAGGCGAUGACUGUCACAGCGAAAGAAAUAAAACACGUUUUUGGAGUGGAGGGGGAGAUUUCUGCCACGUUGGAGGAGGAAGAAGACCACAACGGAGAUCUGAUUAACACCAGAGAGAGACCAGACUCUGAAGAACCAGAGACGUCUGAACCAGCAAGACGACACCACUGCUCCCAGUGUGGAAAAAGUUUUACUCAAUUACGGACACUGAAGGUGCAUGAAAGAAUACACACUGGAGAGAGGCCCUACCAAUGUUCCUAAUGUGAAAAGAGUUUUACCCAAUUAGCGAGUGCGAAAAUACAUAAUAGAAUACACACAGGAGAGAAGCCUUACCAAUGCUCCCAGUGUGGAAAGAGAUUUUCACUGUUAAGUUACCUGAAAUCACAUGAGAUAAUACACACAGAAGAUAAGCCUCACAAACGCCCUCAAUGUGGUAAUACUUUGAAGCGGUUAAAUAACCUGAAGGAUAAUAAAA